GCCGUGAACGCCGAGGCCAUCGAAAGAAGAAACUCUUGUUUACUUAAAUUCAAAUCUCAAUUGAAAGAGAAUUUUGGAAAACUUAAAACUAUUUUUCAUAGAUAUUUAUACUAUAUUAUACUUAUUUUGAUUGAGGAUAGUGAGGAUAUAGUUCUGCAGGAACAAGUGAGAUGAAGUGAUAUUCUUACCUUUUCCCAAUAACUUUGAAAAUGGAUCUCAAUGAAGCCAGAAAAGACUUGGAAGCCUGUCUGAAUGAAGAUCUUAAAAAGGAAUAUUUCAGUCUACUCCGCCAAUGGUUUCUCUUCACUGCCACCGUGACAAAAGAAGAAUUCGACAAGGGUGUUAGGAAGUUAUUAACUAGUGAGGAUCAAAUACGCUGUCACAAUCAUUUUCUUUUAGCGAUACUUACAAAAAUCAGUUCGAACAGCCGUCCAAAAGCUCCACGAAGCAACACUGAUAGAGGUAUUUUUGAAUGUGCUGACUAUGCUGAUUAUGUGCAGCCUUCAAGUCCAACGAUGACUCCCAGACCUGACUUUGAAAAUAGGAGUGCUGCAGCUGAGCUGUUUAUCCCAGACAGUGGAUUCAUUGCAUGCCGAGUAGCUAUUGCUGCUUGGGAGAACGGAAUGGAAGGAGCUGAAGAGAGUGUAACAGAACUGAUGGUCCAUGCAUGUCAGGUGUUUGUGAAGAAUUUAAUUACAGCUAUGAUCAGCAGAAAGAAAGGAUACAAAGUGCGUGAUAGAAAAUUUCAGUACGGUUUUAAUUUGCCCGUACCUGAUCCUUUCACCAGAAAUUUCAACAAUAUUAUCGAUGAUACUCAAGAGUCAAAAGUAGAAGUUGCCAACGGAGAUGAUACUUUCAGACCAAAAUGCAAAGUAUCACUGGAAAACAUGGAACAGCAAGUUGCGUUCUCAUAUUCUUGUGCUAAAAGAACUGCAUUCAACAAUACUUUGACUGUGAGACUUUUAUAUGAUACUAUCAGAGAAAAUCCGAAGAUUUUGGGGUUGCAUACCAUACAUAGUGUUAAUUUAUUCAGAUUAGGCUUAUUAUUAGAUGAAGAUUCUACAGAAUGACUGUAGUCAUAAGAU
Messenger RNA from Leptinotarsa decemlineata (Colorado potato beetle), 1085 nucleotides. RefSeq names its product transcriptional adapter 1. The record is from RefSeq and is a predicted model, not a curated record. Lineage: Eukaryota; Metazoa; Arthropoda; Insecta; Coleoptera; Chrysomelidae. Gene Ontology annotation, molecular function: transcription coactivator activity. Gene Ontology annotation, cellular component: SAGA complex. Gene Ontology annotation, biological process: regulation of transcription by RNA polymerase II.